UAUUCCGUCCUCUUGUUUCAUAUAGUAUAUAGAGUUACAAACGAUCUUCCACCCUUCUGUAGUCAUAUUAAUGGGUUGUCUACCCAUUAAUUGGCUCAAUUCGUUAAUGGGUGUUUCGAAAUCUGCCGAAUAAAAGAAAAACUCUACUCAAACUCGCAUAAAUUCCUCAAUUCGUAGACUCCGGCAAUUGUUAUUCUCCUUUGUUCUCUUUCCUAUUGUUCGCUUUUUCUCAUCGGAGUUUCUUUUAAAAUGGGGAAGAAUCAAGCUUACAAAGCUAUGCAAAAAGCGAGGUUGGGUUCGAGUUCGGCUGGGCCGGAGGAGAUGGAAGACGGCAUGGUGGAUGGUUCUUUUCAUUCGCCAGAGUGGCAUGCUGCUCGUUUGGCCAGUCUCAAAACUUCACAUACAAUUACCUGGGAAGAGUUCAAAAAGAAGCAAAAGGAAGAUGAAAUAAGAAAAGGGGAGUUGGAAGCAGAUAAAGGUCGAAUGAUGAGAGAGUAUAGGGCUCAAUUGGAUGCUGAAAGGGCGAGCAAGCUUGCUCACGGUAGAAACCAUUCUAGCAUUAAGUCUAGUCAUAAAAGGGACAGGAAAGACAAGGAUAACAAGACAAGCAGCAAAAAGAGAAAGUGUUCAAGGAGGAGAUCUUCCGAAUCUAGUUCCCCGAGUUCAUCCUCAGAUUCUAGCAGUGAAGAUGAUGAAAGAGAAACAAAGAGAACAAAAUCAAGGUCAAAGCGUAAAAAGAAGGAAAGGAGGCACAAAUCAAGGAGAAAACACUUUGGAAGUGAUAGUGAUGAGAGUAAUGGCCCUUUGCCGCUCUCUAGAUUCUUUGGAAGUGUCAAGAGCUGAUAAACUGAUGCUUUGUUUAUGUUCAUAAAUACUCCCUUGGUACUGGGAGGAUGGGUUCUUCCUCUGCUUUUUGUUUUUUGUUGGUGGGAAUGAGUAUUGAAUUUUUAGUUCUUGGUAAGCAACAAUCCUUGUGCUGAUAUUUAAGUUUUUCUUUAUCUUUUAAGCAGAAUUCUCUUUGACAGUUAUUUCCCUCCCUCUAAAUGUAGAGUCCAACACACCUUAUGGAAGAUUAAACAUUGUCUGUAUAACUUUAAGAUGCACUAGUUGCGAUGUACGUAGAUGCUUUUAAAUCAUAACUUUGUAGUCAUCAUUUUUUU
Telopea speciosissima is the source of this 1160-nucleotide messenger RNA. RefSeq names its product protein FAM133. NCBI's taxonomy places the organism in Eukaryota, Viridiplantae, Streptophyta, Magnoliopsida, Proteales, Proteaceae. The coding region runs from base 250 to 843 and encodes 197 amino acids. The record is from RefSeq and is a predicted model, not a curated record. The transcript has 5 exons.